Messenger RNA from Diabrotica virgifera virgifera (western corn rootworm), 1540 nucleotides. RefSeq lists its product as uncharacterized. NCBI's taxonomy places the organism in Eukaryota, Metazoa, Arthropoda, Insecta, Coleoptera, Chrysomelidae. The record is from RefSeq and is a predicted model, not a curated record. Bases 59 to 1240 code for a protein of 393 amino acids. Gene Ontology annotation, biological process: SCF-dependent proteasomal ubiquitin-dependent protein catabolic process. The transcript has a single exon. Gene Ontology annotation, cellular component: SCF ubiquitin ligase complex.
AUUUUUUCUUUUUAUUACGAGCUUAACGAAAAUCGAUUUUUCACAGUGGCCCAAAAUUAUGCGAUAUAUUUUAUACAAAAAUUUACACAAUCUUACUGGUCUAGAAAACUUGAAUUUAGGUUCCUGUUCAGGAGGCUGGCGGACGUCCGAAUUCGAUAGAUGUUUGUUAGAAAGCAUAGCAAAAAUGAAGCAUUUGAAGUCAUUGUGUCUGUGCUUCGACAGCACAGAUAUCAUAGUCCAAACAGUAGGUGAUAAUUGCCAACAGAUCCAAUGUCUCGAUCUCACUUCUUCAGGCUCCGUAACCGACAGAUGUAUACCUUUUUUAUUGAAAUGUAGGCAUUUAAAAGAGCUACAACUGCACAGAACCUCAGUGACGACUGAAGGUUUAGCUCAGUUGAUCGUAGGACUUCCAAAGUUACAAGAUAUCGGUCGAUGUGACGAUUUCGGAAAAGUGAUAAAAUAUCUAUAUCAUAAAUUUCCCAGUGAAGGUCCUUUCGAGUUGAGGAAGAUACAGACGAGGGAUAUUAGCACCGAAAACUUGAGAUUGUUGGUAGAUAUGUUUCCUAAAAUUGAGUACGUGAGCUUAUUUCACGACGUACAGAUUUCUGAUUUAACAGUUUUGAUAUCGUUGGACAAUUUGAAAGACUUGAAGUUGCUUUUUUGUGCUUUUUACGGAGAUUACCUGAAGCAACUUCUAGGAAUUAGAGGUACUAAUAUAACUAGUCUUCAUUUGGAGCAUGUGGAAGAAAUGGACUAUAAAGUAUUGAUUGAUAUUAGCCAGUUAUGUCCCCAGUUGAAAAAGUUGGUGCGUUACAAUUGUGAUUUCCGCAACAGUGUAGUACCGUACCACAAAUUAAAAGUACAACCGUUUAUAGAUCUGGAAAGGAUCUUCUGGGUCGUAGAUAGUGCCGUGAGUCAUCUGGAAUUCAUCUUGAAUCAUGCCUACAACAUUCGUUACAUUCAUUUGGGUUCUUCCACUGGAAUCACACAUGCGGUGAUGGUAAAAGUCUUGAAUACUAACCCCAUGAAGUGGCUUGAAGAGUUGAGGGUGCUGUACAGCAGUGACAUGAACAUGAGGACUGUAGAAUUACUAAUGGCCAGUUGUACGAACUUGAAGGUUUUAUCGGAGUUAGAAAGUUGGCAGGGCAUUACUUUAGAACAGCUACAUACCUUUAAACAAUAUAUACGCUCCAAUAAUUUUAAUUUGGACAUCAGUCCUACAUUAUCAUUUACCACAUAAGCUUGCUCCUUUAUACUAAAGUGCAUAUAUAUUUUUAUAUGAAAUGAUCUGGUUAUACUGAUUGAUUUAGAUAUAUUUCUUUCUAAAAGAGUCUGAUUUUGAUUAACUCCAAACGUGCGAGUACCACUUUAAUGGUGUCUAAUUUAAAAUAUUCAUUAUAAAUAAAGAAAUAUUUAAACAUUUUGUCUUUUUAUUACGAGCUUAACGAAGUUCGAUUUUUCACAGUGGCCCAAAAUUAUGCGAUAUAUUUUAUAUAGAAAUUUACAUAAUCUUACUGGUCUAGAAAAUUUGAAUUUAGGU